Messenger RNA from Penicillium angulare, 1065 nucleotides. RefSeq names its product thioesterase domain-containing protein. Gene Ontology annotation, biological process: biosynthetic process. Lineage: Eukaryota; Fungi; Ascomycota; Eurotiomycetes; Eurotiales; Aspergillaceae. The coding region runs from base 1 to 1065 and encodes 354 amino acids. The transcript has a single exon. The record is from RefSeq and is a predicted model, not a curated record.
AUGGCUACAUUUGACAAGCGUUGGGCCGAGUGUCUAGAGAUCAUCGCGGUCGAGAUAGGAGUUGAUGUUAAAGAUAUUCACGAGCAAGACGAUUUUGCAGGAGAUCUUGGAGUAAGCGCUCCAUUAAGUCGCAGUAUCACUGCUCGCCUCAGGGAGUUGGCGCCCGAUCUUCCGGUCGCAGUUCUAGACGAAUGUCCAACCGUUGAUUCUCUCCGCCAGUGUCUAGCACGUCUUACCGCGAUCGCGAAGGGCAAUGACAAUCGUCAAUCGACCAGCAAUGGAUCAAAGGGCAAUCUCUCACGCGUUCCUUUGUCAGUGAUACUUCAAGGAAGCCCAUCGAAUUCUACAGAGACCAUAUUUCUUCUCCCUGAUGGAAGUGGCUCCGGAAUGGCAUACGCUGGCAUCCCACCCAUAUCCCCUACAACGUGCCUUAUCGCGAUGAACAGUCCUUAUUUGCGAUGCCCAGAAGAUUAUCGCUGCUCUAUUCAGGAUAUGGCACGGGAAUGGGCCCAGGAGAUCCGACAACGCCAGCCACAGGGACCAUACAUCUUGGGAGGAUGGUCUGCGGGUGGCUAUUAUUCGUACGAAGUGGCUGAGAACCUCCGUCGCCAGGGAGAGCACGUUAGCAAGCUCAUCUUGCUCGAUUCGCCAUGUAGACCUGACUUCGAGGAGCUACCAAUCCAAGUGGUUGAGUAUCUGUCCGCACACGGAUUGAUGGGCAACUGGGGAGUGUCGGAGCGAACGCCGGCGUGGCUGGUGGAGCAUUUCCGAUCGACGCUCCGUGCAGUGCGGCAAUACGUUCCCACGCCUAUGGUCGCACCGCCACCUACAGUCUAUGUGAUUUGGAGCGCAGAUGGAGUUAUGCUUGAGGAUCAACUGGAACCUACAGGCUUGGAUCUGAAAAUCAAAGUCUCUCGGUUUCUUCUGGUUGGAAAGCCCAAUUUCACUCCUCAUGGAUGGGAGCGUCUCUUUCCUGGCGGCAAAUUAUAUACAACCAAGAUCUCUGGCAAUCAUUUCACGUUAAUCAGCCCACCGAAUGUGAGUUCUAAAAAAGUUCCAACUUGA